Molecule: messenger RNA, 894 nt
Organism: Drosophila kikkawai
Lineage: Eukaryota; Metazoa; Arthropoda; Insecta; Diptera; Drosophilidae
Source: RefSeq, a predicted model, not a curated record
CACACACAACAGGUCGAACGAGGCAGCACACACAGCAAAACCGAACCGAAAUAAUAUCGAUAAAUUGUUAAAGUAGGAUUUUGUAUGAUUUAAUAGAUCGUUUCUGCAAUGCUUUGCGUAUCCCGUCUGGCCGUUAUAAAUCUAGGAACCGUUUGGCGGCGAUCUGCGUCCUCAGAGGAGUCCGACACCAAAGCCAAGGUUUUAGGAAAAUCACCUGUGGCAUCGAGGGACUUCCAGAGAUCGCUCCCGCCGCACACACGAAGGGGUUACAUCAAAUGGUUCAGCAAACUGAGCCACUGCAAGAGGACUUCUCGCUCCUUGCAGGGCAGAAUGUACACCCACUAUCCCAGGAAUUAGGUAGCUGCUCCUCCGAAGAGCAGAUCCCAUCUGCAGCAGCAGGCGUUUGGCAAUUAAAACUGCAUCUGGUGUGGAGAUUAGCUCACGUCGCGCUCUUAUGGGUGACCCAUAUUUUUUGGUUUUGUUUUCGAAGCUGGGAGCCGGUUGUGCCGGCCAGUCGCGAAUAUUGGUCAGUGGAGCGAUUGGCACUGCUGGCCUGGUAAAUGGCCCCUUUUCCAGACUCGCUUUCUCGUUUUUACCAGGCCUUUAUCUCUGGCCACAGGCAAAUUAGUCAAAUGGUAACAAUUAUAUAAUAAUCUAGUUAUAUUCGGACGCCGCCGAAGCGAGUGUCCCGGCGAGAAGUGGGCGUUUCUGCGGGCUGCCUUUCACUUUUUCUGGAUCGGAUCGGACCAGACCGGGCGGGCCAGCUGUGCCAGGAUAUAUAUCAAGCGGCACGAUUAUACAAUGCUUCGAUGCUGGAUCGGCACGUAAUUAGUGGCGGGCGACGAAAACAAAGCUACACAGAACCAAAUAUAAAAUAGUAUUAUCGUUAAAAGA